AUGUCGAGUAACUACAAGCUCUAUGAAUAUGACCCCUCUGUCGGCGCUGCUAUUGUCUCUGCCGGACUGUUCGCCGCAACCUCCAUGGUGCAUCUUUUCCAGAUGAUCCGCAGGCGGACAUGGUGCUUUGUACCAUUUGUUCUUGGUGGAUUCUUUGAAACAUUCGGAUACAUCGCCCGUUACUUCAGCGCCAGAGAGACCCCAGAUUGGACCGUGAAGCCCUACGUCGGACAAGAACUGCUGCUUCUUCUAGCUCCGGCUCUCUUCUCCGCCUCCAUCUACAUGAUCCUGGGCCGAAUCAUCCGCCUCCUCGACGGCCACACAUACUCGCUAAUCCGGCCAUCAUGGCUGACCAAGAUAUUCGUAACCGGCGAUGUGCUCUCAUUCUUCAUCCAAAGUGGCGGCGGCGGCAUAAUGGCAUCUGAGAAGACCCCCAGCAAGGUCUCCUUGGGCAAUAACAUCAUCGUGGUCGGUCUUAUCGUUCAGUUGGUCUUUUUCGGCUUCUUCAUCAUUGUCACUGUGGUCUUUCAUCGCCGUAUGGCUGCUUCGCCGACUGAAGUGUCCGUGAUAAUCACACAGUGGCACACCUAUAUGCGCAUCUUGUAUGCGGCUAGUGUUCUCAUCAUGGUGCGGUCCGUCUAUCGUGUGCUGGAGUAUCUGCAGGGUUCGGAGGGAGGUUUGAAACAAAAUGAGAUGUUCCUUUAUAUUUUUGAUGCUCUGUUAAUGUUUUCGUGUUGUGUUUUGUUCAAUGUCAUGCACCCGAAUCGUAUACUCUCAGCUCGUCCGGAGGCUUACGACAAGAUGAUGGAAGUGGAGGAGGAUCAGGUGGAGAUGCUGCGACGAAGACGUUGA
Messenger RNA from Aspergillus niger, 852 nucleotides. RefSeq lists its product as uncharacterized. Gene Ontology annotation, cellular component: membrane. The coding region runs from base 1 to 852 and encodes 283 amino acids. The transcript is spliced from 2 exons. NCBI's taxonomy places the organism in Eukaryota, Fungi, Ascomycota, Eurotiomycetes, Eurotiales, Aspergillaceae. The record is from RefSeq and is a predicted model, not a curated record.